AUGGCGACUGAAUCUCAUGUUUUCACGGCUGUGUGGUUGUGUUUAAAUUGUCAUACACGGAGAGCUUUAGCUGGGCAACUGGGAACAUCCGCCCCUACAGCCAAGCCCACAGUCGCACCCAAAACUCAGCCGUCUGAGACCCCUGUGUCCACACAGACACCUACACCAAAACCAUCACCUGGAAAGCAAGCAGAGGAGCAAACCUUUGCAAAGGCAGUGGUGACAACUUCAGCUGAUGCUCCUACCACAGAUACUGCUGCUAUAGGCACUCCUCUGCCCACUGUUGGCCCAGUCCCUGCUGCUGUUAGCACAUUCAAGUUGGACACAGCAUUCAAGACUGAGGAGACAACAGCUGUUGAGGAAAUGGGUGUAGCAGCACCAGUACCAUCUGCAGAGACUCGGAAAGCUGUUAUUAAUGCUGCUGAGGUCACUUUAAAAGAAACAGGCAAAGACACUGAAGGCCCUGGUGAGACACAACCUGACAUGGGAUCUAUGUCUAUGCCUCCAGCAGUGCUAAAUGAGACAGAUAUACUAAAGGUAAAUGAAUCUACUGAUACUCAUCUUGCUGCUAUAGAAGGACUAAAGGAAGAUGUUGUGAUACAGAUGGAUACCAGUAUUACAAAGAUUUCUGAGCUGGCUAAAGUGGACACCUUAAAGGUUGCAGAUAUUACAGACCAACAAGGACAGGACAUCUUGUCAGCUUCAGCCGAAUCAUACAGCUCAGCUGAGGAAGAGCUUAAAGAGAUACAGAGAGCCAGUGAAAUGUCCAUUGAAGAAACAGAUGCUAAACUGUUGCUUAUCAAAGCACCAGAUAAUGUAAAGCAAUACCUUGAGGACAGCAUUGAGAGUGAUCCCUCCCCUCAGAUACAGAGAAGAAGAGUGAGGCCAACUAGUACCAGCAGUGAGGAAUACAAACUAGAUAGUUCCAAUUCUGGAGAUGAUGAAGAGUUCAUACGAAGACAACUUAUGGACAUGGGUGCAGAUGAGACUGCGGUACCAUCUGAUGAGGAAAUCCAAAUCAGCGAACAGAGAGAAGAGAAAGAGCAGCAAAUAAUGCAAGAGGUCAUAGAGGUUGAAAAAUCAGAUAAGAAGACUAAAAGGGUUCUAAUGAAACUCUGUGUCGAGCCUGAAGAGAGUUCUGUUAACAGUCUUUCUUAUGACCAAGGGGAUCAAGUUGCUCAAGUCAUCCCUGUCUCAGAAGCAUUAGAAGAAACCAGAGUGGAAAUAGAUGUGUCUAAUGACAAUGAAAAUAUCAUAUUAACUGAUUUUGACACCACAGCAGUUGUUAUGACACAGAAAACCCCUGUUAGACAGGUAACAGAUGAGUAUGAGAGUAUAAUCGAAGACUCAUCUAAGGGUGAUGGGUCUUACAGUGUGCAGGUUUCUAGCAUCACGCCAGGAUCUGCUUCACCUACUUCUGUGUCCUCUAUUGAUGAAGACAGCGAUAGCAGCCCAAGACAUAGAAAAGCCAGUGCUGAAAGGAAGCACCAAAGAAAGACAAAACAAAGACAGCAGGGUCAACAGGCUCUUCCAUCUUCUGAGGAGGAUGAGGUAAGUGAGGACGUAAAACAGGAACAUCAGAGAGAUGUUGAUCAGCAGAAAAGAAAGGUCUCGAAAAAAUCCAAAACAGAAAGAGAUGUUGUUGGAACACAAAGAAGAAGUGAUCAUUUGACUGAAACUGAUAAAUUACGGCAGGCUGUUGGAAUUGAGGAACAGAAGUCCUCCUCUUCCUCCGACUUUUCUCGAAGUUUUGAAUCUGAACCAGAAAAUGACCUAAGAGAAAUCAGAGCAUCAUCAUCUGAAACAUAUGAGAGGCUUGAUGCUUUAGAGAAGCCACUAAAGAGUGCUGAAGAGGUAUAUGAAGAAAUGAUGCAGAAACCAUAUGAGAAAUGCACACCGCCCGACAUUGAACCGCUAUAUGGAGGCAUGUUAAUAGAGGACUAUGCUUAUGAAACUUUAGUGGAGGAACAAGAACAGGCUGCAACAGCUAUUUGUAAAACUAACCAGGAUCGAGAUGUGAGGAUACUUAUGACACCAGACGUGGCUUUUGAGCAGAUGAUGCAAAAAAGGAGUGCAAUCUUGCAAAAAGAACAGGAAGCUCAGCAAACAAAUGUUGACUCUUGUUAUGUGACUAUUUCUGGAAAUGAAAAGCCACUGUUGCAAGCAGAGGAUGCCUAUGAAUUGCUACUGAAGACACAAAAAGAUGUUAUAACCCCAGGAACAAGUCCGACACAAUCAACUCCUUUGUCUCCAGUCUCCCCUCUAUCUGUGUCUGAGUCGUCAUAUGAUUCCCCUGAAGUGAUACUAAUCCCCUCAAGUGGGGAAGAAGACAAUGCAGCUGAACCUAUUGAAUGCAUUUUGGAUCCUUACAUUACCAAGUCAACAUCUGCUCAGGGUGAAUCAGUAAAGAAAUCUUUAUAUCCUAUUCCUGACUUAAAGAUCACACAGUGCUCCUCGGGUGAAGAGGAAGUCGACGAAGAGGACAGCGUUCCAAAAGAAGAAAUGUCAUAUGAGCCAACUAACAAAGAAGCUGGUGAAUUUGAAGAACCAAAGGCCUCAGAAAAGUGUUUUGAGACUGAACCCAUUUCUGUCAUCUGUGAAGUUUCUUAUUCAAAACAUGCAGCAGAGCAAGAAGAAAAUCUUCCAGUUCAGGAUUCAACUAUAUCUCCACUCUCUCCACUGACAUCCCCAGAUUCAAAAAUGGCACAAUCGUCCUCUCCAAUGUCUGAUCAAACUCCUGAGCCAACUACUCCAUCAAGCCCCAGUGUUGCAGAAAUGUCUGCUCCAGUUGUAAUUCAGAUGCCAGACUUGGUGUCUGAGCAAACCACAGAACAUCCAUCAAUCACAACUACUCCUAUUGCUACUCCUAGAGCCUCACCACAUGUCGUAGCAAAUGCUGCAGAUUCUACUCAUUCAGAAGUUCCUGUUUCUAAGCAAAUGUCUGGUCCAAAACCAACUCCUGCACCAAAACCAUCAGUUAUGCAAAACCCCCCAGAAACAAUUAUUACUGAAACACCAGAGAGGGUUUCACUCUAUACACUGGAUUCAGCUCCUCGAGGUUCAGCUCAAACUCCUUUGGCUUGUGAAACACAUGAAUCAACUCCAGAUGAUAUAGUAGCCACUACACAAAAACAAACUAUUGCACCAGUGACUGCUCUAGAACAGAAGAAACCACAGAUUUCAAGUCAGACUACUGUUCCAGUGUCUGGUCCACCUGUACCUUUAAAGCAAACUUCUGUUAUUGUUCAAAUGCCAGAUCUUGUGUCCCUUUCAUUAGACCAUCCAUUUGCAGCAGCUACCUCGCUGUCCACUUCACAAGAGAGUCACAUUCCGAAAAUUACUCUAGCUACUGUCCAAAUGCAAGACCUGGUAACAUAUUCAGCUCAGUCUCCACGUCCUGUGGCUUGUCCAGUACCAUCUUUAGUCUAUGCUGCAGUUUCAGCCACAGGCUCAGCAGUGGAUCAAGAGCCUAUUUCUGUCUCAACAAUUGUAUCGACCCCAAAACUAGCAAAGAUUCCUGCAGCAGACCAAACUAUUUCUGCUCAAAUACCUGUGUCAGCUGUUGAGCAGAUAUUCCCACCACUAUCUGCUCCAUCCACUAUUCCUACUGUAGCAAAAGUCAUUCAGCCACCAACCAGUGUUUACGUUCAAAUUCCUUUUCAGAGUGUAGUUGAAACCAUAUCAAACAUUGCACCACCAUUAGAUCAAGCAGCACUCAUCGCACAUCCAGUAGGUCAAACAGAGCCCAUUGCUACAAAGACGGUCUCUGUUGUUUCUCCUACGAUUACUACAACUGUGGCUGUUGGAGCAUCAUCCUUUCAACCACUUCAAUCAGUGUUGGCAGACAGUCAGUCAAGGGUGGAAGAAAUACAGCAGUUACAAUCAGUUUCACAAAUUUCUCCUGCUGUGCUGAAUCAGCAAGGUCAAAUUGUCAACGUACUGCCAAAUUUUGAAAAUGUGUCUCUGAUAAGCCAGGCAGCACAGGGUGUCAUUGCAAACUCAAUGGCAGUUAAAACAACUAUUGGAGAUAUUAUUGUAAGCAUUUCCCCUCAUACUUGGACAGCCACAGUUCCUAGUGUAUCGAGUGCAGCCAUGGCAACAGCUUGUGUCACUGAUUCAAGAUAUUCACCCUGUAUAAAAUCUGAAAUUAUUGAACCUUAUGUGAUAACUGUCUCUAAAGAUAGAACAGAUAAACCAGUGAUUGAAUUUCCACCACCUCCCCCAGCAUCACCGCCAGAACUGCCCUCUAGUGCAGUACUCAAGCUUGAUUUGAACCAGCAAAUGACAGUCUUCACUCCCUCAUUCGUGAAAACAAUUCCACCUGAUCCCAGCAUGACUGCAAAACCAUAUAUGACCCCAACACACAAAUCACCACCCCCUGUCCCUCCCAAACCCAUCUGUGUUCCACCAGGACUUGUGUUUAGUCACAGAUCAAGAGAGAGUGUAAAACCACCAGUUAGCCCUGAACCGGUGGUUGUUCAAGCAGUGCGUGCUGCAACUUUGCCAAGAACAAGAGAACCUCCGAAUGCACUGUCACUAAGUUUGAGUGCCCCUGUUGAGAGCAAGCAUAGUGCUUCAUCACCAAAAUCACCAUUGUCACCCAGAUUUGCCAAAACUCUUGAGACAUAUGUGGUAAUAACAUUACCAUCAGAGCCAGGAUCACCUGUGGAGGGCAUUACAACCCAAGCACCAAUGCGAAAAUCAUCACUUCCAACUCCUAGGCAGCAGGUCCCUACUGAAGGUCCUAGAAUUCACAACAGAAACUUCUCAUAUUACCCCAGCAAUGGAUUCAACACAAAGUAUAACAGCACCUCCUAUAAUGAUCGCAGGGCCUCCAACAUUGGUUUCAGCACCAUUUGUAGUGGCAUCAUCAGAAUAGCACCUGUUGCAGCAGCACCACGCAUUGCCAUGGAAACUACAGCAUUUCCAGCAACUGUGUAUACUGCACCUUCCAUGGUUUUUCCCAUGGCUUUACCAUCAGCAAUGCCUACAUCAGAACCAUCAAAGGAGGUGACAGUAGUCUUGGCUCCAGUUUCUACCUUUUCUACUGAAAUUGUUGCACAGCAUACAGGAAGUGAGGUACACCAUGAACUGGAGAUGCAACAAAUGCAGACAAAAUAUUCUGCACCACUAACAAUAACCCAGAUUCCAAUCCCAAUUCAAAAUGAAGACAUUCAAGAUUUCGAUAUGGAGGAAGUACUUAUAGUCUCAGCUCCAGAAGAGGCAUUAACUGGCUUUGGUUCAUCACCAGUUUCGAUAACAAAGCAAACAGUUUAUGAGCAAAAAACAGAUUCUCAAGCAGUAUCCAACACAACAGCUGUGCCAUCGAUUCCUGUCACAUUUACCCAAUUCACAAAGUCGGUAGAGAGUCAAGAAAUACGUGGGCAAGAUAAAGUUAUAUCAAGCAUGAGCCAAGUCUACUCUACAAUUUCAACAUCCGAGCAUCGUCCUGUCACAUUGCCUAAUCUUGUUACUCAAGUUGUCACUACUGAAGUGCAAAGAACUACCACAGUUUCAGUUGUCCAAGAAAGGAUUCCUGUUGAGCCCAUUCUUGAGCCUAUCAAUGCUGUCACAAUCCACCCAGAAGUCCAACAGAAACACAAACAGAAUGGAAGAAUACACUACCCAAAUGAUGUUGUAGAUCUUACAACAUUUAAGGUCAAUGUUACAAUGUCUGACCAAGGCAUGGAUCUGACAGCCCCAGAUUCCAGUAGGUUGGCUUUGUCAACCAAAUCAAGUGGACGACAGGCCACAGCUGUACAGCCAGAAAUUGUGAAUCUUAGUACAGAAAUACUCCCCACUCCAAUGCUCUCUUUCGUAACUGAUAGUAUAACAAUUGUCACUUGCACAGCUACAAUUGCUUAUAACAACAACAACAUGGUAGACAAGCCUCUGGACCUGGGAAAUGCUUCUUUAAUGCCUCUUCCACUUACCACAUACAAUCCAUUUGAGCCUCUUGCACAGAUAGUGUACCGACCUGUAAAUUCUCAACCCAGGCCUAUGACCAAUGCUGAUAUCCCCGUUAACCUGUCAUACAGAGCUGUUGCUAGCGCAGCCCCUCCUUUAAUGCCUGUUACACCAGACUCAGUAAGCUUUACGAAUGGCAUUGAUGCCAUACCAGUACAUAUAGAGCCAUCAAUAGUUGGACCUGUAGACCUUACCACUUCUAAGCCAAUGAGAACCAUGGUUUCUUUGUCAUCAUCUUCUGGGGUGGUCACAACUGUUGUGGAGGAUGAUGGAACACCUGUGGAUCUAACAUCUGGGAGGAGAACUGUUUGCUGCGAUGUAAUUUACCGGUUUCCAUUCACAGGGAGCUGUAGAACACCGCCGCCGGUGACCACACAACCAGACAACCAGUUGGGCUUCAGAGAUGUUCACUAUCAACUGGAUAAUGCCACAACACCUGUAAUUGAAGAUCUCAGUACUGUGAAGGGUUCUAUAUCAGACAUUAAUUUCAAUGAAACUGGCCUCUUUGGCUUUGAAAGAAGGAACGGAUACACCUCUCAGAAUGAGGCAUCUGAAGGAGCCAUCGAUUUGACAUCUUCUAAAAUGUCAACAGGUCAGAACGACAAUGAAGCUUUAGACUACUCAAAGAAAGACACUCUGGCAUUCACUGGGAUCACCACUAAUCCAUAUUCUCAAGGAACAUCGUUUGGCAUUAAUAGUUUGCUUAGAUCAUCAAAUGGCAUUGUUUACUCAUCUGUUGCAGCACCUGUGCCAUCCACGUAUGCCAUUACUACCCAACCAGGUUCAAUAAUUAGCACAACACACAAUAGUCUCACUGGCUCUACAGAGCCAGCACUUCAAAAUCAGCCUGCUCCAUUUGGCUUUGUACACACCACAACCAUAGACCAGUCAAUAUUUCCACAAUCUGAUAUUUCAAAGGAUAUCCUUCCUUCUGCACUAGUCAGUCUCCUUCCCUCUCUAACAGCCUUCCCCGAGCUCUACUCAGAUGCUGCCCUUGAAGCAAUAGCAGUCUCAUUGGAUACCUUGGUAUCCCCAAAUUUCCCAGACUUAGAUGAUAGCAAGAGCCAGCAGUACAAGGCUGAGCAUGAGUUUUUACAGCUAGAGAAGUUGAAGCAGCUAUGUCUCGCUGAGGAGCUUGAAUGGGAGAGACAAGAGAUCCAGCGUUACCGUGCCCAAGAGCAGCUCAUUGUUCAAAAGGAGCUAGAGGAUCUUCAGAUCAUGAAGCAACAGCUUCUAAUGCAACAAGAAGAGGAACGUAAAGCUCACUUAAUUCAGCAACAAGAAACGUUUGCACAACAACAACUGCAGCUAGAGCAAAUUCAUGGCUUGCAGCAGCAACUCCAAAAACAGCUUCAAGAGCAGAAGAUAUACCCAUAUGGAUUUGGGCCAAGUGAUGGAAUCUCCCCACCUACCAGCUCAGAGAUUAUACUUGAUUCCAAAUAUUCUGGUAGAGAUGGUGGGCAGUACUGGCCAGUGAAGGAUGAUAACUCCAUUUCACCUGCGUUGACCAUCCAUGAUGCUACAUCAGGUCCAAACUGGCUCACCAGCACCACUUCUGGUGCUUUUACUCCUGUAUCAGUGAGUACAAUGACAAAAGAGCAAAUUAACCUGCCUGAUUCAGCCAAGGAGGAGCAGAGUGUAGGAUUUAGUAGCAAGACAUUAGUUGAAAGUGGCGUCCAAACAGAUGAUGAAGAUGGGUCUGAGAGGAUUACUUCCGGCAGAAGGAGAAGAAGUAGGAGAAGUGUUGAUAGCUGUAUGCAAACUGAUGAUGAGGAUCAAGAAGAAUGGGAUGUCCCUGUUCGGAGCAGACGCAGGUCUCGUUCCAGUAGAUAUACUGAUGGAGAGAAGGGUAAAAGCUCCAAGGUAUCGAGUAUUGCUAUUCAGACUGUAGCAGAGAUUUCAGUUCAGACAGAGCACUCAGGGACAAUCAGGAGGUCUCCUGUCCGGGCUCAGGUGGACACUAAGGUCAAUUUACACAGGGAGGGCCAAACAGAGAGUGAUUCAGAUGUGACAUCAGACAAAGAUAAAAGGCACCCAGCUCCAUGUGGGAUAAAUGUUAGCACACACUUGUCAGCUGACGAUGUUGGGGCCUCAUUGGUUGCCAAAUCUCCUAAGGUAUUAUGCUCCCCAGUUUCACCCGUGCCCCUUGGGAAAAGCACAAAGAAGAUGCUUACGGCUGAGCCAUUGAGGCAUCUCAGCAGCCCAAGAUCACUAAAAGCCUCAGAGCGAUCUAUAUCUGACCCCAAGUCACUCAGUCCAACGACUGAGAACAGAAUGAUGUACCAGUACUCUGAAAGCUACUCUAGCAAGGGCUCACAGUGCAGCACACCUGUUGGCUCUCAGAAGAAAGUAAAACGUACCUUACCUCAUCCACCACCAGAAGAAGAUCCCAUCAUUGGGUACUCCACCGCCUCUGCCCGAAGAAGAAUCAGCCGGAACACCACUAUGGCUCGGGCCAAAAUCCUGCAAGACAUCGACAAAGAGUUGAAUUUGGUUGAACGUGAGUCCUCCAAACUACGUAAGAUACAGGCAGAACUUGAUGAGGAAGAGAAAGAGAUAGAUGCUAAAUUGAGAUAUCUGGAGAUGGGUAUAAAUCGAAGAAAAGAGGUUUUACUGAAAGAGAGAGAGAAGAGAGAAAGAGCCUACUUGCAAGGAGUGGCAGAAGAGCGAGACUACAUGUCAGAUAGUGAGGUCAGCAACAUCAGAGAGGCUCGAGGUAAUGGUCAUGGACUAGAGCGGCCACGGACUGCCCCACAGUCUGACUUUAACCAGUUCAUCCCACCACAGACUGAGACUGAGUCCCAGUAUGCCCAGCUCACAAGCCCAUACUCCCAUUAUCAGUAUGCUUCCCAAAGCCAGACACCACAGCAGACAUUAUAUCAACAGUCUCUUUACCAUCAGCAAGUGUACCCCUACCAAUCCAUCUACUCGUCAGUGCCCUUACUCAAUCAGCAGUCCCAGCAUACUGGCUAUGACCAUUCCUCCCUCCUUUUGAUGCCACAAAAACCCCAUCAGACUACUUUGUCUGACUUAGAGCAAAAGAUUACAACAAACUAUGAAGUCGUACGCAACCAGCCUCUCCUAAUUGUCCCUACAUCCACAGAGAGUGCCUAUGGAGUGUCCCAUCUCGGAGGUAAAUAUGGUAGCCUUGACCUGAGAAUGGGCCUGGAGGAGAGAGCCAGCAUGGCCAGCAGCCCCAUGUCCAGCAUAUCAACAGAGUCCUUCUUUGCAGACCUUGACAAUCACAAUACCAGAAACUAUGUCUUGAUUGACGACAUAGGAGAACUCACCAAGGGCUCCACAGACCUCGGUUCAAGUUUCAGUAUUGCCAAUAAGGACAUUAGCAAAGCAGACCGUCUGCUCCGCACUGCCGAGGUUCGUCGGACAGCAGAUGUGGCAGACUUUCUCAGUCCUUUUCAAGCUGCUUCUCGACUGCAUUCAUAUAGCAAAGUGGAAGAGGAUUCCAUGGAAGAACCGUAUGAAUUAAAGAUGCUAAAACAGCAAAUCAAACAGGAAUUCCGGCAAGGCACGGAUAGCCUCGAACAGCUUACAGGUCUGCCUCACUACCUCCACUCAGACACCGGUUUAAGGCAUUUUCCCAAAGCUGAUAAAUAUAGCAUUGGAAGACUGACUUUAGAGAAACAAGCUGCAAAGCAACUUCAUGCCUCCGUUCUUUACCAGAAACAGCUGAAGAAUAAAAAGGCACUAAUUGACCCCAAAAAAAAGUUUUCACCCAUCCAAGAGAGCCGAGACUUGGAGCUAGACUAUAGCAGUUUUUUGGCCACCUCUGGUUCGUCGGUAGGUGCACUGUCUGCCAGGGCAAGGCUCUUGCAGGAUGAGAUCACAUUUGGUCUCAGGAAGAACAUAGCUGAACAACAGAAAUAUCUGGGUUCAGCACUUGGUGCUAACCUAGCUCAGUCUCUCAACUUUGGCCAAUCUCUCAACCUGGGGCCAAAUAUAAGGUCAUCGCUCCAUGAUGACGGCACCUACCCCAUCGGAACUCGUUCAAGACCCUCCUCUCGGCCAUCCUCUGUAUAUGGACUUGACCUGUCUAUCAAAAGAGACCUCUCAAACUCCUCACUGCGCCUGAAAACAGAGGGUGAGGGUAUGGAUUCACAGAUUGUAUCAGCUAGGGCUAAACCCACAAGUCUGCCAAUUAGUCAGAGCAGGGGUCGAAUUCCCAUUGUUGCCCAAAAUUCUGAAGAGGAGAGUCCACUGAGCCCUGUUGGUCAGCCCAUGGGGAUGGCCAGAGCUUCUGCAGGCCCACUUCCACCCAUCUCAGCAGACUCUCGUGAUCAGUUUGGCUCAAGUCACUCUCUGCCAGAAGUCCAGCAGCACAUGAGAGAGGAGUCCAGGACAAGUGUCUAUGAACGAGACAUUGGCUUUAUAAAGGAUGAACUUCAAGGGGCCAUGUCAGAUAGCGAAGCUGGAGGUCCUAGCUGGAAUGUGAAAGCAUACCACCUUCAGAACGAAGAGACGGAUUGGUUUGACAAACCCCACCAGGGUCGCGGUGGACCAGAGGUUGGGCAAGGUCCAGACAGGAGACAGAUGAAAGGCAAUCAUUACCCCUUCCCACACGCCCGCAUCAAACUGCAGCGGGACCCCAAGGACAACACCGUAUCAGGGAGCGGGCUGGGAAUCAGAGUUGUGGGCGGGAAGGAGAUUCCAGGGACCAAUGGCGAGAUCGGAGCAUACAUUGCCAAGGUUUCAGCAGGAAGGUAUGCCGAGCAGACGGGGAAAGUUGUAGAAGGAAUGCAGGUUCUGGAGUGGAACAGGAUCUCUCUGGUGGGAAAGACCUAUGAAGAGGUUCAGAGUAUUGUAGGUCAACAGUGUGGAGAGGCAGAAAUAUGUGUGCGCCUAGAUUUCAACAUGCUCUCUGACACAGAACACCCUCAACAACUCGAGCUCCAAACUCAACUGAGAGCUGGUGAACGGCAGCGUUCUCCAGGUGUCGACCCAAAGCAGCUGGCUGCAGAGCUGCAGAAGGUUUCCCAGCAACAGGCUCCAGCCUCCGUCCUCUCCGCUUUGGAAAGAGCCGGACAUUUGCACUCUGUCACUGGAUCUGCUGCAUCCAACGGCGUCCCCAGUCCCGGACAGCCCGAGUCGUCUUCAGUCAACAAGAAGCGACACAGCAGCAAGUCCGCAGAGGCUCUGAAGACCCAACCGCAUUCGAUCACCGGUGAAAUACAACUUCAAAUCAACUAUGACAAGAAUAUGGGUAACUUGAUUGUUCACGUGCUUCAAGCAAGAAACCUCGUUCCUCGAGAGAACAACGGAUACUCGGACCCUUUCGUUAAAGUCUAUCUCUUGCCAGGGAGAGGUGCUGAGAACAAGAGAAGGACUAAAUAUAUCCAGAAGACGCAGAACCCCGAGUGGAACCAGACUGUCAUUUAUAAAAACAUCCACCUGGAGCAGCUGAAGAAGAAAACUCUGGAGGUGACUGUGUGGGAUUAUGACAGAUAUUCCUCAAAUGAUUUUCUGGGAGAAGUGCUCAUUGACCUCUCAAACACGGCCCAGCUGGAUAACACGCCUCGCUGGCACCCCCUGAAGGAGCAAAGUGAGAGCAUCCACCAUGGAAGAGGUCAUGGAGGGCAACCGGGGAACCAGCAGUCUCCCAAAACCUCUGUCAUCAAGAGCCAAAGUCACGGCAUCUUCCCUGACCCCGCUAAAGACACACAGGUAACCACAAUAGAAAAGUCCCACAGCAGUCCCGGCAGCUCGAAAUCUUCCUCUGAGGGUCACCUGCGCUCCCACGGGCCCUCACGCAGUCAGAGCAAGGGCAGCGUCACCCAAGCACACCUGGAGGAAGCCGGGAACGCCAUCGCUGCGGCCGAGGCUGCGGUUCAACAGGCCCGACUGCAGCCAAAUAAAACAAGCCACAGGAUGGUUGAUGGUGAUGGAUACACACUGGACAGUGAAGAUGGGAUGGGCACUAAUGCCCUGGACAGUGCCAUCUUUCAGGUCCCUCAGCUGAAAAACAUUCCUAAUGGAACAGAUAAAUGCAGAGGACUGGAAUCGCUCAACCUGUCUGACUCUGAUGGAAAAAUGAUGGGUGAGAUCAAGGUGGCUCUGAAGAAGGAGAUGAAGACUGAAGGAGAGCAGCUGGUUCUUGAGAUCCUGCAGUGCAGAAACAUCACCUACAAGUUCAAAUCUCCAGACCAUCUACCUGACCUGUAUGUAAAGCUCUAUGUGGUGAAUGUGGCAACCCAGAAGAGGAUCAUCAAGAAGAAGACCAGAGUGUGUCGUCAUGACAGAGAGCCGUCCUUCAACGAGACGUUUCGCUUUAAUCUGAAUCCUGUUGGCCACUCUAUUCAGCUGUUCCUAGUAUCAAAUGGAGGGAAAUUUAUGAAGAAGACCCUGAUCGGCGAGGCCUACAUCUGGCUGGACAAAGUGGACAUGCGUAAACGGGCUGUCAGCUGGCACAAGCUAGUGCCCACCACCAAUCAAACGCAGCCGUGAUCAGACGUCCACACAUCACCCAUCAAUGCCCUUCAAAAGAAGUGUGUGAAUCUGCAACAAUUGACAGUUGCAUUUCAUUGAUUGUCGCAGUGACUAAUUGAAUACUGUAACGAUGUGACCACCCGUUCCACCACUAAAAGUGUAUUUGAGACCUUCUGGAAUCCCAAGCGCCCUCCAGAGCAUGUAGGCCUAAAUCUCCACUCUUUGACCACUUUGACCACUGCAUCUUCUUGGGAGUCAUUUCUGCAACCACAUUCCUGAUGGUCAAAUCAUAAAUGAGAAAUCAAAGUCACCAUCGGAAUGGGCCAUUGAUUACUUUGUGCAUUUCAUUCACAUCUCCAAGGUUAUAUACAAACAGUAUAUAGUCCUCACAGAAACAUUUCUCACAAGGAUAUACACGUAGUGGAAUCUAUAGUUCUUCAAAGUAUUGACAUUAUCAUUUAAUAUGUAAUGAUAUCAGACUGUGAUAUGCACUAUACGGAGGUUAUACUGUAAUUAAGAAAGACAAUCUUAAAUGUUAUGGGUUUCCCUCUUGUUGAAUGCAGCGUUUGAGAAAUCCCUCCAUUUAUAAAGUCUCGAAUGUCGUCUCCUACAUUUAGAGAAUGUUAAAACGUCAGGUUUAUGCCAUGAGACGUUGCACGUGAAUCCAUCAUGGAGUUGAGUUGACGUAACUGGUUUGAUGAUUUUAACGUUUUGAGGUUUGUCGACCUGACUUUAAGCAUGGACACCAAAAAGAGGGUGUAUUUUGUUUUUAGGGCACCUGAUGUCUGUCCAAAAAAAAAGUAUGAUUGUAUGUGUCCACGAUCUGUGUUUGUUUUUGAGCAGCAUCUUGACGUAAAUGUCUUGUUCGUGGUCCAAUGUUGUCAUCAAUAGUCUGUUUUGUGACCAAGUUCAAUGUUGAAUCCAAUUAUGCAAUGACAAAAAAUAACAACGAGCGUACGUUUUAGACAUUGAGACCUCCCUAACGUUCCAGUAAGGGUUUUGGCACAAUUGGCUCCAUUAAAUUCCGGAAGUAAUGUCUGUGUUUAUUUUAACGGUGCGACGUGUUUGUCCUGUCACGUAAAGUGUUAUCUGUUUAUGUCAGUUUUGCUAUUAAGGACGAUUAAUUUUCCUUGCCAUCUCAAUCAGUGUAUAACAACAUUACGUGCCAUUUAUUGAUAAAGGCACACGUUUUCAUCAGUCUAUGUCAUGAAAAACACCAGACGGUAACUUAACAGUCAAUGUUUUCAUUAUCGAUAUCCACGGACAUCUCUCACAUAGGAAACGCAUGCCAAGGUUUCUGUAUUAUUUGAUCUAUGUCCUGCACACGUGGUGCACAGAUGUACCUGGAUAAAAGGAUGCUGUCAUAGUAAGACAAACAAGGGUGCAGUGCCAACCUGAUGUUUUAACCAAAUCCACUGGUUCAGUUUGGGUAAAUCUAUGCAACAUGGAUUAUGUUCUUUGACAUAACAUAUGUCCUUAACAUAUGGCAUCAAGCUAGAGUCUGAAUAGAUGUAUAUCUGUUAAAGAGAAAAAAAAAGAGAAAUUAUGUAUAUUGUAUAGUGUUUAUUUAUUUAUUUUGAACUUCCUCUUUGGCUUUUACGGCACGGUACAUAUCGAUCAUAUGCACUUUACAUUGCCCUUUUAGGGCAUAAUUGUGAUGGCCAAUUUAAAUCUGUAACUAACAAGUAUCCUCGUUUUAAGCACAUUCAAUUCUUAAUAACACAUCUGUUUGACUGCUUCUUACCCUCUUAUAUUGCAGUUCAAUAUUAGCCCAUUGUUUUUUAUGUUGGGAGAUUUAAAAUCAUAUUGUGUUGGAUGAAUUAUGUUGCCGUAAACAGUGUGAAUGUGAUUUAUUUGUUUGUUUGUUUGUUUGUAAAUAUAUAGGAUAUUUUCUACAAGAAGAGGUCUGAAUAUCUACUUGGUCUGAUGUUGAGCAUGUGAUUGUGAUCACAAUGUCAAACUUUGUCUGUACAUAUUGUAUUUGUCUAGCUGUGUAAGAAAGUAAUAACUGGAUUGGUUUAAUCAUGUGUUCGAUCAACCCAUUCCGAUCUGUUUGACAAAAUCAACAUCAUCUCUCAGAAUGAAAAUGAUACGGUUUCAAGCAAAGAAAAGCGAAAAAAGACAACACACAAAUUCCUUACCGGUUGAACGGUCAUCAAAGAGUUUCUAUGUUUUUACAUAGAUGUUGCAUGUUUUGUUAGAUGUUUGUUGAUAUAUUUUGCCUCCGUAUUCUGUUUAAAAAGAGAGAAAAAUGGAAAACAACAUCUGACGUUGUAUGCAGACUGUAACAAUGCUUGUAAAAUGAGUCUUGUUUUUCACUUCGUGUAUAAAAAGAAGAUAAAAAUCUAAUGUUAUGGUUUUGUGGUUGUCCACAGGAUGUCAUGAAAAUUAUGCAAAUUGUGCAGUAGAGAAAAAAAAAUACUAUAUGAUUAAAAACUAUAAAAUAAAUGAAAAUUUUCUCCCUGUUUCUAA
This is a messenger RNA of Xyrauchen texanus (razorback sucker), 14880 nucleotides long. RefSeq names its product piccolo presynaptic cytomatrix protein b (gene pclob). Gene Ontology annotation, cellular component: cytoskeleton of presynaptic active zone; GABA-ergic synapse; glutamatergic synapse. Gene Ontology annotation, molecular function: structural constituent of presynaptic active zone; protein binding. NCBI's taxonomy places the organism in Eukaryota, Metazoa, Chordata, Actinopteri, Cypriniformes, Catostomidae. Gene Ontology annotation, biological process: protein localization to synapse; presynaptic active zone assembly. Bases 1 to 12426 code for a protein of 4141 amino acids. The record is from RefSeq and is a predicted model, not a curated record. The transcript has 27 exons.